CUCUUGGCUUGCCAUAUUGGGCGAGGAAGCUUCUGGAAGCGUGCGUGUGAUUGUGAGCCUCUCUUCCGUUAAUCUCCGCGUGAAGCUGUGCUCCGGUCCUCGGCAGAAUGUCCGCGGUAAAAGCGCUUAACCCGAAGGCGGAGGUGGCCCGGGCUCAUGCGGCUCUGGCGGUGAACAUCAGCGCCGCUCGAGGGCUCCAGGAUGUGCUGAGGAGUAACCUGGGACCGAAAGGCACGAUGAAGAUGCUUGUGUCUGGUGCAGGAGACAUCAAGCUCACCAAAGAUGGGAACGUUCUGCUGCAUGAGAUGCAAAUCCAGCAUCCCACCGCUUCAUUGAUUGCCAAGGUGGCCACGGCCCAGGAUGACAUCACCGGAGACGGCACGACGUCCAAUGUGCUGAUCAUCGGAGAGCUCCUCAAGCAGGCAGACCUCCACGUCUCCGAGGGUCUUCAUCCCCGGGUGAUCGCUGAGGGCUUCGAGGCUGCUAAGGACAAGGCUCUCGAGGUGCUGGAGGAGGUGAAGGUGGUGAAGCAGAUGGACCGAGAGACUCUCAUCAGUGUCGCCCGCACCUCCCUCAGAACCAAGGUCCACGUGGAGUUGGCCGAUUUACUAACGGAGGUGAGAAACAUCGUUUGA
Molecule: messenger RNA, 635 nt
Organism: Sinocyclocheilus anshuiensis
Lineage: Eukaryota; Metazoa; Chordata; Actinopteri; Cypriniformes; Cyprinidae
Product: T-complex protein 1 subunit zeta
Exons: 4
Coding region: 108-635 (175 amino acids)
Biological process (GO): protein folding
Molecular function (GO): ATP hydrolysis activity; ATP-dependent protein folding chaperone; ATP binding
Source: RefSeq, a predicted model, not a curated record